Messenger RNA from Diaporthe citri, 273 nucleotides. RefSeq lists its product as uncharacterized. Gene Ontology annotation, biological process: mitochondrial translation. Gene Ontology annotation, molecular function: structural constituent of ribosome. The record is from RefSeq and is a predicted model, not a curated record. Gene Ontology annotation, cellular component: mitochondrial small ribosomal subunit. Bases 1 to 273 code for a protein of 90 amino acids. Lineage: Eukaryota; Fungi; Ascomycota; Sordariomycetes; Diaporthales; Diaporthaceae. The transcript has 2 exons.
AUGGUCAAAAAGCCCAUCCGCUUGCCCCCCGUGAGGGUUCUGCGAGUGAGGAAUCCGAAUAAACAGGAGGGCAACCCAUGUGUGCCGAUCAUGUCUUCAGUGCUGGCGUGCUGGGCGUCAGCAGGAUAUGCAGCGGCCGGGUGCGCUGUCAUCGAGCAAGCAUUACGCGAAUGCAUGGACGGACCAAAGCCACCGCCUAAGAAGCAGAACAACAUCAACUACCAUCUUUCAAGAUUCAAGAAGUACCUCGAGGGCAACACGAAGAAGAAAUAA